AUGGAUCAUAAGCUAAUCACCGCCAAUCGUCUCCUGGUUGAAAAGUUGAAGCAGGAGUCUCCGGAUAAUGUCACACCUGAGGAGAGGCUUAUUCUACAUACCUUCAAGCAUCCGGAGUUCUCAGUAGAAUACUCUUUCCAGUCACACUCCAAGGACUGGUUUGUAUCUGAUAUUGGGAUGAAGUCGUCGACGGUGAUGAAAUCAACGGAAAUGAUAGCUAUCGAUUGUGAGAUGGUUCUUUGUGAAGAUGGCACUGAGGGUUUGGUUAGAGUUGGCGCUGUUGACCGUAAUUUGAAGGUCAUUCUUGACAAAUAUGUGAAACCGGACAAACGUGUUGUUGACUAUAGGACAGUCAUUACAGGAGUUACUGCGCAAGAUAUCGAAAAUGCUACUUACUCUGUGUUGGAUAUUCAGAAAGAAUUGCAGCCCUUUCUUUCUAAUGGUGCUAUCUUGGUAGGUCACAGUUUGAACAAAGACAUGAGAGUGUUGAAGAUAGAUCAUCCAAAAGUGAUCGAUACAGCACUUGUGUUCAAGUUUUCUAAUGCACGUCAGGGUAGGAAACCUUCACUUAAUGACCUUUACAAGGCAAUUUUUGGUAGCGAAGUCCGAAAGGAAGGCGUUUCUCAUGAUUGUGUACAAGACGCAGCGGCUGCGAUGAAAGUUGCACUCGCUUUUAUAGAGAAGAGAUUUGACACAACAAUUUCUCCAACUAAAGAGAUGCUGGAGGAUGAAAAAUCAAGACUCUUUCUUCAUAGAAUCCCUCACUAUGUGUCAUCUGAAAAACUGAGCAUUGUUCUCGCUGGAGAGUUUCGUUCCACAAUGUUUAAACUUGAAGCUAAGUCUGCAAAUUCACAAGGAGGUUAUUACUGCGCUGUUGUUGUUUUCGGUAGUUCCAAAGAAGCUAAUCAAGCGUUUCAAAACGUUGGUGGAUUCAAAGAGACGGAUUCAUCUGGUUUGCCACAGAAAUUGAUGGGCUUAAAGUCGAGUUCGGGAUUAAGUUUCAACUGCUAUAUCCGUAAAAUGGCUUAA
Thlaspi arvense is the source of this 1029-nucleotide messenger RNA. The record is from the annotation of a GenBank genome assembly. Lineage: Eukaryota; Viridiplantae; Streptophyta; Magnoliopsida; Brassicales; Brassicaceae.